Messenger RNA from Eremomyces bilateralis CBS 781.70, 1460 nucleotides. RefSeq lists its product as uncharacterized. The coding region runs from base 119 to 1234 and encodes 371 amino acids. Gene Ontology annotation, molecular function: gamma-glutamylcyclotransferase activity. The transcript has a single exon. Lineage: Eukaryota; Fungi; Ascomycota; Dothideomycetes; Eremomycetales; Eremomycetaceae. The record is from RefSeq and is a predicted model, not a curated record.
AACUCAUGGUUCUAUACUCACAGUAGUUGUGAUCUAAAGCUUGAUCCCUCGUUAGCAGAUCCUGGAGGAGAAGGAAAAGGCGCAUUCUCCAACCAUGGCGGUAAGUCCACGCCUCAGGAUGUCUAACUCAAGAGGUAUUGUCGUCUCACAGCCCUCACAGACCCCCAUCGAAGAGACCGAAUCCCAAAUCGGUACCUUCUCCAUCAUCCAGUGGAUCCAUACCCUCCUCCACCGCUCCAACCCCUCUCCCCCCUCCUUCACCCCCCUCUCCACCACCACCCCCGACCGCCUCUCCCACUCGCAGGCCGAACAGCCCAUCGACCUGGACUCAUACGACCCCUCGGCCCAGAAAGACACCGUCCUCUAUCUCGCCUACGGCUCCAACCUCUGUGACGCCAAGUUCCAGGGCGACCGCGCCAUCCGCCCCCUCUCCGCCGUCAACGUCCACGUCCCAUCUCUUAAACUCGCCUUCGACCUCCCCGGCCUCCCCUACAUGGAGCCCUGUUUCGCCAACUCGAACCUGCGCGACCCGGAGUCCGAUGAGAAACACCCCUCAGAGGACAAAACGGACUCGGACAAUAGUGAUGAGAACGACGGUGCGGGCAGCGCGCUGCUUCCAAAAGACCCGCCACCCAACCACCGCAACACCCCCUGGACCAAAGGCCUCGUCGGCGUCGUCUACGAAGUCACCCCCUCCGACUACGCGCACAUCAUCGCGACCGAAGGCGGCGGCGGCAGCUACCAUGACAUCGUCGUCCCCUGCUUCCCCAUCGACGCAAACCUCCCCUCGCUCCCCACCCCAACCGCCCCCUCCUUCAAUGCGCACACGCUGUACUCCCCGCCGCUGGAUCCGGGCGCGGUCGGUAUCCCGCGCCCGGAUCCGGGAUACGCGCAGGCGUCGGCGCGGUAUCUGAAGAUGCUGGCGGACGGGGGGAGGGAGCGGGGGUUGCCCGGGGAUUAUCGGAGGUGGUUGGAGGGGUUGGAGGCGUAUACGGUGACGACGAGACGGCAGCGGGUGGGAUCGGUGGUGGUGGGGGUGGUGUGGUUACCGAUGAUUGUGUUGCUGUUUGUGUUGACUCGGGUGUGCCAGGGGGCGGAUGGGAGGAGUCCCGGGUGGUUGGUGGGGGCUCAGAAAGCGGUGUUUCAGGCGGUGUGGGUGAGUUACGAUACUAUAUUUAAGUCGGUGUUUGGGGAUGGGGAGAGGACGGUACAUGAUGGUGAAAAGGAUUGGUGAUAUUGCUGGAAGUCUAGUAGAUCCCUCAUAGCAUUUUGAGCCUUGAGCAAAACGACAGAAUCAAACCCCCAAAUAGUAAAAGCUGGUCCACCUCGGUGGUGACCCCGAAACCCUACGGGUUUGCGAAUUAUUUUUCUGUGGCAUCUGGAAUUCCAGCGCCGCUGAUCUUUUGCUAUGUGGGUGCUAGCCUCUGUAGUCGAACCUGCGUAUGCAUCUAACAAGUGAA